AUGUCAGUAGAGUUUCUCCAUCGGCUUGGUGGAGUGAAAGUCGAGAUUCCAAAAGACUGGCUAGCUGUAUGGAAAAGAGAAACAUACACGAAUGAAAAACGAUCAAAAGUGAAAAAAUUAGAAUUGUAAGUGUUCUCUUGUAUUUCUCAAAAUUGCUUAGCACUCUUAUUGCUGUUUAUGAGCUGUUUUAGAGUUAUUUACUGGCAUAUAUUUUUGUAAGAGAUUAAGAACUUUAUGGCUUAGUUUACGGUUACUUCAAUAUACUCUCAUGUCUAUCAGUUCGGCUAUUCCUAUCAUGUUGAAACAAAAGUACAAAACAGUUCACGAACAUCUAUGUACUAGAUAAAACAUGAGCAGCCGAUCUGUAUCUGAUAUACAAACUCGAGCCGAAGGCGAGAGUUUGCAUGUAUAUCAGAUACAGAUCGCCAGAUCGGAUGCGAAUGUUUUAUCGUGCUUAUAAAACGACCCAUCUUAUGAGUUCAUUGGCGAAGUAAUUUUAAAAAUAAACAUUGUCUAAGCCGAGUUUUAAAAUCAAAACUGAAGUUUAUCAGGUAAAUCAGGACAAAUCUUCAUGCGAUUUACAAACAUAUAAUCUUAUAUAUCGAAGAUCAAUUCCGUUUACGUAUCUAUUCCUAUCAGUUGAACUUGGUCGUACCACAUUGGGUGUGCGUAAAUUUUGAACGCGAAUGUCUCAAAUUUAGAAUAUAGCAUGCUUUUACAACACUAAGCUGUAGAAUAUUAGAGUAUGUUUAACGUAUUUUUGUGCUGUAUGAUUCCAGAUUUUCAGUUGUUUGCAAUUUAGGCGACUCCGGUGGACUAGACAGUCAUUUCCAUGCCUAAAUUUCUACGCAUUUUCAUAUUUUCUGGUGACGGAACAAACUAGCAUCUUUUUAUAAACCAGGGCCCUGCUUAUACUUAAAAACGUACACCCGUGCUUGCUUUCAUUUCUGUAAUAAGCAAUGAACUAAUUGAGUGAUUAGAACUUUGCUUCAGUCACAUGUGAGAAAAUUAGUUCCUGUUGACUCGACAAAGCACCGCGAGUUAUCUCUGGCAAGUCAAAUAAUUCCUUUUUGUUUUAAAAUAGUGAAUCUCUUAGAAUGAAAACACAAGAAAGUCAAAGGUGUGUACUGCGCAUGGCUCACAACCAUAACCCCGACGACGUUGCCGGAGACGUCGCUAUGGUGAAGACAGAAUUACGUAAAACUAUUCAAUCAAGGCGCGAAGCAAAAGGACUAGGUUCUGUUGAACUACCUGAUGAAGAGGAAACGAAAAGUACUGAGGUAUUUUCAAAUGUGAGCAUCUGUGUAGAUGGUAUUCUAAGUCUUCUAAAAUUAUGGUAGUUAGCUCUAUAGAAGUGCUGAAACUGACUGGAACACUAGAUAAUUUAACUACAUCUCUUAUUGGUGCUUUGCAAUCAAUCCUUUGAGAUUAUGAGUCAAAGACAUGGCGGCCAUUUUGGAGGAAAACACGCUCCAAAUACAAUCGCUGCUAAUUAUGAUAUUUUUUAGCUUUCUUACAACAUUGGGAGACGUAACCUCUUAAUGUUAUUGCAUCUAUGACAUGAAAUAUACAAAAUCUGUGGCUUUAAGAUUGUCGUAAAACGUGUCUAACACGCCCCAGCUCAUGUUGAAGCCAAGUCGCAAUCUCGAAACCAGAGCCUGCAAUCCUAAGCAAGCCUCCACAGAGGAUUGCAGGCUCGGGUUCGAGAUUGGCCAAGUCGACGAACGAUUUCUCGAUAUGGUGUUUUUCUGGUAGUUCCCAGUUAUGACGCAAACCACAAAAGCUUUAAUGACUUUAAUGCUGCACUUUUCUCUGUGACUGUGUGCUACAGGACUUGUGUUAGUACUGUGAAACUUUUAAUGCUUUAUUUAAUAGUUAUCGGCUGAAGAGAUAGAGAAGAUAAACACACGAAGAGAACGCAAUCGAUUGUCUGCGCAAAAAUGUCGAAAAAGACGGCGUGAACAGCUGGUCCAUCUUAGCCAGGUAUUGGCUCUGUGUUUAAUUAAACCCUCAAAAUUAUUUUAUGGAUAUUGAAUAUGAUUUCUAGCCAUCUAAUUGUUGAUCUGUAAAAUUAAUCUACGCUUUUACGAAUUUACGUAUAGGAAGCUGAAACAAUUGAAGAAGCGAACAGUUUGCUGGAAAGUGAAAUCGAAUUUCUUAAAGUCGAAAGAGAACAACUUUCGCGCAUGCUCCGUGAACACUGUUGCAGCAUGACGCGUGAAACUUCACGUUGUCAAAAUCAAAGAAGUGGAGUUAACGUUUCGUAGACACUUCAUUUUUUAGUUCAAAGCUUUUAACCACUACGGGAGCUGAACGGGACAUUGAAGGUUUCAUCAGGGUUUCAUCUAAUCACGUGUAACUAGGCUUACGAUGAUUGGCUGAGCUAGAUUAAACUUUUUAAUGCUCUUCAUAAACAAUGUUGCGA
Paramuricea clavata is the source of this 2425-nucleotide messenger RNA. Lineage: Eukaryota; Metazoa; Cnidaria; Anthozoa; Malacalcyonacea; Plexauridae. The record is from the annotation of a GenBank genome assembly.